Molecule: messenger RNA, 1227 nt
Organism: Postia placenta MAD-698-R-SB12
Lineage: Eukaryota; Fungi; Basidiomycota; Agaricomycetes; Polyporales; Adustoporiaceae
Exons: 2
Coding region: 1-1227 (408 amino acids)
Source: RefSeq, a predicted model, not a curated record
AUGCAAAGAGAUCAGACUCCUGCUGACGUGACCAACGCCUUCAGCCGGCAUCUUGUCUACGACAAGAUAUUCUGCCACCUGUCUCCCGCGUCACUUAUCCGCGUAGGACGAACGAGCAAGUCGACUUUCGCCGCAAUUGAAGACUUCUCCUAUCGUGCAUUCGAUAUCAACCGCUCCCUCUCGCGCUUCGUGUCCGAUCCUAUUGCGUUCCGCAACCUGCAAGCUCGGACGAGUGCCCUGAUCUCGGGGUCCUUUGCGUUGCAGUUCUUUGACAGGACAUUCUAUCCUGAAGCGGACCUAGACAUCUACACACCUGAGUCUAGCGUGCGGGAGCUCGGAGACUUUUUGAUGAAUGAUGGCUACGUAUUCAGGCCCAACUCGCAGCAACAGUCAAGUUUUGAGCAAGCCUCGGAGAGAAAGUUUUCCAUGAUGGAACUGAGCGAUCAACUUGAUAACUUUCCUGUGGUUGGUGAUCAGCUGGACACAAUCGACGCAGAGCACCUGCAGAAGUACAAACUCAAUUCCAUCUUAGAAGUGUACACAUUCGUCCAACCGAACAACAGCCCUAGCCUUUUGAAGGUGCAGAUCAUUGUUCCCAAGGCUACACCCUUUCAAUGUAUCUUGGAGUACCACUCGACAUGUGUGCUCAACCUCAUUGCCUACAACGCAGCUUAUUCGCUAUAUCCGUAUGCGACCUUUGAGCGGCGCGAAUCCUUGACUAUCGACGCCAACGAUUAUCAAGGCGUCGCUUUGAGCAAAUACUCCCGCAGAGGCUGGCGUGUCAUCGCUUCGGGAUCGCCGCUGCUCCUGCAGACAGAUGAAGGCCAAGCAUCGCUUGAAAAUCAUUUUUACCUCGGACAGACACGGUGGACGAUAGAUAGCAAGAGCUGGGUGAUCCGCUUGAACACCGCGGGCAUUCGGGACCCUCCUCCGCCAUCGCCAUCCUCGGUCCCGAUUACGUGGCACCCUGCGGCAGAGUGCAGCUGGAAACUCAUUAUAGCGCAUGGUGGGAACAUGACUACGUUCAGAAUGUCGUACAACAACACGAGGACGGGCGUGCUACAGCAUGGCUACACGAUUGCCGAUUACGACUAUCUGGAGAUGCUCAUAGAUUUCUUCGUGAGCCAGGGCAAGUUGGAGCACUCGAAGGUGUCAAGGGAUAAGAGUAGCUUGAACGAUGUGUGGACGUGGUGCGUCUCAUCCGUGAAGCUGGCACUUGCGUCGUAA